Messenger RNA from Larimichthys crocea (large yellow croaker), 3349 nucleotides. RefSeq names its product outer dynein arm docking complex subunit 2 (gene odad2). The record is from RefSeq and is a predicted model, not a curated record. The coding region runs from base 7 to 3258 and encodes 1083 amino acids. Lineage: Eukaryota; Metazoa; Chordata; Actinopteri; Sciaenidae. The transcript has 21 exons. Gene Ontology annotation, molecular function: protein binding.
AGGGAUAUGGCAGAAGAGGUAGCGUGUGGUUUCCAUGGAAACCGUUGGCUGCAAACCGUCGGUAAAAGUUUUAAAACCGUAGAGAAACUUGAACCACACGCCUCAGAUGCUAUGGGGGUAUCACUGACCAAGGCAGUCCAGUGGACCUCAGCCAGCUCUGGUACUGGCAAACUGGAGUUCACACCAAUGAAUGAGUCCUUGUUGAAAGAAAUCCUGCGCUUUGUGGAGCAGUUCAACUCCCAACACCCACAGGAGGCAAAGCAUGUGUUUGAGGAGCCGCUGCAGUGGAGUACCACUUUAGUGGCAUCUGAUUUCAAAACAGACUAUGACAUCAGUGACUCAGAUGUACAGUCCCAUGAGAAAGACAGUGAAGGGCACCCAUUGUUGCAGCUCUCCCCUCCUAAUGUUUAUGCACGCAGCUUCAGCCAGCUCUCUAAACUAAUUCAUCUGGCCGAUGAUAAGAAGCUGGAGGAGGUUCGAGCGUGUCUAGAAGGAAAUAGAGACCCUAUGGUUAAGAUUCUUGGUCCCAGCUUAACCAGCGUCCUGCAGAAAGGAGGUGCCCAUACUGAAGUGAAAGAGGAAGAUCAAGGCGAGGACUCGAAGGUCAAGCUGUUCCUGUUGCUCCAAAAUAUGGAUAACCAACUCCUCAAUAAGUGCCUCCAAGAGAUAUCAGAACAAGUCAGCCUUGACCCCGCUGCGGUGAAGAACGAGGUGGAGCUGUUGAAACAGCUCUGUAGUGAAGGAGAAAAGAGGGUGUUGAAGUCGGUUCGAUACACAUCAGAUUAUGAAUUCUCAAAUGGCUGCCGCGCCCCUCCGUGGAGACAGGUGCAUGGUGAAAUUUGUUACCUUGUGAUUGAGCCUUGUGACACUGAGACCCUCUACAUCACCCGCAGCACCGCCGGAGCUUUCCUCAACGGGGGUAUAAAACAGGAACAGGAGGAGAGUGGCUACGAGCGAACAAGUGAUACAUACAAAGACCUGGUAACACUUCUGACGAGCAGAUCUCCACAUUUUGCUGAGAACAUAAACAAGCAGGAUUUUGCAGUUCAAGAACUUCCAUCAACACAAAAGAUCCAGCAUGUGGAAUCGGUUGAUGCGGAGGAACAAGGCCAACCCCAGAGGUCUUACGAGCAACAGGAAAAGAAUGUGCAUGAGAAGGCGAGACAACAGCAUGCACCGAACAAGGCAGACGGCGAGAAGAAAUAUGAACCAUGUCCGAGAUGGAAGAAUCUCGGUCUCAUGCCUCCAUGUGGGAAAGCAGAGGAAAAGAAACCCAGUAAGAGCUCUGGAGAGGAGACGUCUGGUGAAAUACAGAAGAAAAAGCUGGGACCAGCAGCCAAGAGCAAGAUGAAAGCAGAAUUCUCUGUGUCCUCUUUACCAGGACGCCUGUCCUCCCAGAAAAUUAAGACUUCAGCAGGAGCCGUGCCAGUGGACGCUUUCAGUGAGAGUUCAUCUGAGAGCGAGGAAGAGGAAGAGCAGCCAGAGCGCCGUGCAGAGAGUAACACAGAUCUGCCUUCUGAGUACUGGGAGAUCCAGAAAGUGGUCAAGUUCCUCAAGGGAGGCGACCAGACGGCCACUGUGCUCGCUCUGUGCGCAAUGAUGGACUUUAAUUUGAUGCAGGAGACGUGCCAACUGGCCAUCCGGGAUUUAGGUGGCCUUGAAGUCCUCAUUAACUUGCUGGAUACAGAUGAAGUCAAAUGCAAAAUUGGAUCUCUGAAAAUCCUGAGAAAGAUUAGUCACAAUGUGCAAAUCCGUCGGGUCAUUGUUGACAUGGGAGGCCUGCAGAGCAUCGUGAAGAUUCUGGACUCGUCUGUCAAGGACCUCAAGGCCUUAGCUGCUGAGAACAUCGCUAAUGUGGCCAGGUUCCACAGAGCUAGGAGAACCGUCAGGCAGUAUGGUGGUAUCAAAAAACUGGUAAAGCUGCUGGAGGGGGACGUAGAGGUGGCUCGCUGUGGGGCUCUGGCAUUGUGGAGCUGCAGCAAGAGUACCAAGAACAAGGAGGCCAUCCGUAAGGCCGGGGGGAUCCCUCUGCUGGGACACCUGCUCAAGUCUCCACAUGAGAACAUGCUUAUUCCUGUGGUGGGCACACUGCAGGAGUGCGCCUCAGAGAAAAGCUUCAGGAUUGUUAUUCAGACUGAAGGGAUGAUCAAGGAUUUAGUCAAAAACCUAAACAGUGAGAAUGAUGAGCUACAGAUGCAUUGUGCCAGUGCAAUCUUCAAGUGCGCAGAGGACAAACAAACACGUGACCUGGUGCGAAAGUACAAAGGUCUGAAGCCGCUGGUUUCACUGCUGAGCAAAGAGGACAACAAGGAGCUCCUAGCUGCUGCCACCGGGGCCAUCUGGAAGUGUUCCAUCAGUAUGGAGAAUGUGGAUGAGUUACAGAAGUAUAAAGCCCUGGAGACCCUGGUUCACCUGCUGACUGAUGAGCCUGAAGACGUGCUGGUGAAUGUAGUGGGAGCCCUGGGAGAAUUUGCCCAGAUACCUGCUAACAAGGCCAUCAUCCGCAAGUGUGGAGGCAUCAAGUCUCUAGUUAACCUGCUCACUGGAACAAACCAGGCGCUGCUUGUGAAUGUAACCAGGGCAGUGGGUGCCUGUGCCACAGAUAUGGAAAACAUGGUAAUCAUUGACCAGCUUGAUGGAGUCCGCCUGGUGUGGUCCUUACUGAAAAACCCCAAUGCAGAUGUUCAAUCCAGUGCUGCAUGGGCCCUUUGUCCAUGUAUUGAGAAUGCAAAGGAUGCAGGGGAAAUGGUCCGCUCCCUCGUCGGUGGAUUUGAACUGAUUGUCAAUUUGCUCAAGUCAACAAACAACGAGGUGCUGGCAAGCAUUUGCGCUGCCAUCGCCAAAAUAGCCAAAGACAAGGAGAACCUGGCAAUCCUUACUGAUCACGGGGUUGUCCCACUGCUGGCCAAGCUGACAAACAAGACUGAUGACAGACUCCGUCGCCACCUGGCUGAGGCCAUUUGCCACUGCUGCAUGUGGGGCACCAACAGGGCAUCCUUUGGCGACGCAGGGGCCGUGGCCCCACUGGCGACCUACCUCAUGUCAAACGACAAGGCAGUGCACCAGAGCACUGCUAUGGCCCUGUACCAGCUGUCCAAGGAACCCAACAAUUGCAUCACCAUGCACCAAAAAGGAGUGGUCAAGCCCCUCAUCCACUUCAUGGGCUCUGAUGAUGAGAUGCUCCAGGAAGCUACUGCUGGCUGCGUGCGCAACAUCCGAACACUGUGUCUGGCUAAUAGACAGGCUCAAGAUCAGUGAUCACAGCAGCCCUGGAAAUCCCGUAGGGACUUGAACUUUGUGUUUGACUUUUUAAAAUAGCACGACACAAUUAAUUUAUGAAAGAUUUCAA